This is a messenger RNA of Fusarium oxysporum Fo47, 1134 nucleotides long. RefSeq names its product negative cofactor 2 transcription regulator complex subunit NCB2. Bases 325 to 741 code for a protein of 138 amino acids. Lineage: Eukaryota; Fungi; Ascomycota; Sordariomycetes; Hypocreales; Nectriaceae. The transcript has 4 exons. Gene Ontology annotation, cellular component: negative cofactor 2 complex. Gene Ontology annotation, molecular function: general transcription initiation factor activity; protein heterodimerization activity; core promoter sequence-specific DNA binding. The record is from RefSeq and is a predicted model, not a curated record. Gene Ontology annotation, biological process: RNA polymerase II preinitiation complex assembly; chromatin remodeling; negative regulation of transcription by RNA polymerase II.
CAUCCGUCUGUCUCCUUCUCAGCCUGACAAGCAAAAGUGAAGCUCAUCAUCAAGAUCCAAUAUAAAACAACAGCACCCAAACAACAGUGAAACAUACAGGCUUCUCAACGGAUACAUACAUCAUUAGAAGAUCUCGUUUCUCUUCUCUUCUCUUUUUUAUUAUAUUUUUUGUUUGCUGGGAUUUUGUCUUCGCGUUGCACUCGGCCAGCCACCGUCUCUGAAUAAUCGCGUCUUUGGUGUAUACUCGUUUAUAUCUCCAAAAUACGCAGUCAACCGCAAACACCUUCAUCACCACCCUGAUUCACUGAUUUUUGCUUCUUCAAGAUGUCUGAUCACGAGUUUGGAGCUAACGACGAUUUGUCGCUCCCGAAAGCCACUGUUCAAAAGAUUGUAUCUGAAAUUCUUCCCCCAUCGGCAGGCGUGGCGUUCGCUAAAGAGGCUCGCGACCUCUUGAUCGAAUGUUGUGUCGAGUUCAUUACCCUUAUUUCAUCAGAGGCGAACGAGAUUUCUGAGAAGGAAGCAAAGAAGACUAUCGCCUGCGAUCAUAUCACGAAAGCCCUCGAGCAACUAGGCUUCACUGACAUGGUCCCUGCUGUUCUCGAGGCAGCCGCUGAGCACAAGGAAGUCCAAAAGGGUCGAGAGAAGAAGGCAGACAAGUUUGCCAACAGUGGCAUGUCCAUGGAGGAACUCGCUCGUCUACAGGAGGAGCAGUUCGCCGCUGCUCGAGAGCGUCACGGUUAGGGAAAGUGGCCAGGACUGGCUCACGGCAAAUGGUGGAAACGGGCGUAAGGGAAUUUUUAGCAUUGCUAGGCGUUGGUGUGCAGAAUUGGACUGGGAUUGGACUGGGCCUGACAUUUGUCAUGGGAAGCGGGCGGAUCGGCUUGCUCGUUAUCACUUUCGCUUAUAGACCUUUGACGAGGCGUUUGUCGUCAGGAAGGGAUUGUCUGAAUUUCAUCGUCUUCAACUUUAAACCUUGAAUGUUUUCAAGCCUUGACAGCGGGUGCCUCGCGAUGGACCAGUUAUGAUGAGCUGCUAUGGAGGCCAUGCAGGCCAUGAACAACAGCCAUAGCAUAAUUAUUGCAAUAGGGAUUAAAGUUACGGAGAGUCAGUCAUACCGGGAUUGUGCAAAGUGUC